AUGAGGAUUAGAAGGCUUUCCGCAAUUUUUUGGGCGACGUGUAUAAUUGCUUUUAUUUUCAUUCUGUACGUCGUUACCGAUCUAAGUUUUAAAUUGCCGAAUAUUAGGCCGGUUGCAGUGGAAAUAGAUGAUAGCAAAUGGACGUCAUUUGAGUCUAAAUUACGACACCUAGAAAAAGAGUUAGACCAACACCAUGCAGUAGUCGGAGAAAUCAAAUCGGCUGUGGACCAAAUUGUAGAGCAAUCACAAGAAAUUCAUGUACCACCUAAAAGACUGAAGAUUCCAAGAAAAGAGGCUAAAAUUAGAGAAUUUAGAGUGGUAGGAGAUGAGCCACCAAGAAUGCAUAUAAAAUUCAAUCACACAAGUUGCCCUAUUAAUCAAAUCACAUCAAAAACUGACAUACAGAUGCUUUCUAUGUAUGAAAGAAUAAUGUUUGAUGAUAAAGAUGGAGGAGUUUGGAAACAGGGUUGGGAAAUCGAGUAUAAAGAUGAUCAGUGGAAUCAAAAGAAGAAGUUAAAAGUGUUUAUUGUCCCUCAUUCACAUAAUGAUCCAGGCUGGAUCAAAACCUUCGAGAACUACUACAAAACACAAACGAAGGCAAUAUUUACUAAUAUGGUGGAAAAGUUGACACAAGGCGUUGGUAGAAAGUUCAUUUGGGCUGAAAUAAGUUUCCUUUCUUUAUGGUGGAACUCUGAUGCAACUGAUAAAGAAAAGUCUACAUUUAAGAGUCUUUUGAAAUCCGGCCAAAUAGAAAUAGUUACAGGUGGAUGGGUGAUGAAUGACGAAGCCAACUCACAUUGGAUUUCCAUUAUUCAACAGCUCACUACUGGUCAUCAAUGGCUAUUUGACAAUUUAGGGUACAUUCCAAAGAAUGCAUGGGCAAUAGAUCCUUUUGGUCACUCCAGCGCACAGCCGUAUCUGCUUAAACUGGCUGGAUUAGAAAACUCUGUGAUUCAACGUGUUCAUUAUAGAGUCAAAAAGGAGUUAGCUUUGAAUCGACAGCUGGAGUUUAAAUGGCGACAAUUGUGGGACGGUAAUGGCAAAACCGAUAUGUUUACCCACAUGAUGCCUUUUUAUUCUUAUGAUGUGCCCCAUUCAUGUGGACCAGAUCCUAAGAUUUGUUGCCAGUUUGAUUUCAAAAGGUUACCGGGCAAUGGUGUGACUUGCCCAUGGGGUGUAGCUCCUAAAAAAAUUAUUGAGAAAAAUGUGGCAGAAAGAGCAUUCUUGUUACUAGAUCAAUGGCGUAAGAAGGCGCAAUUAUACCGCAGCAAUGUGGUGCUUUUCCCGUUGGGCGACGACUUUCGUUACGAUCGCGCAAACGAAUGGGAUAAUCAGUAUCAAAACUACGAUGCACUGAUUGAGUAUAUUAACAGCAAAGAGUCGUGGAACGCGGAGGUGCAGUUUGGUACCCUCCAAGACUAUUUUAAAGCAGUCCAUGAGGAGGUGAAGAUGUCUGACUUCCCGGUAUUGUCGGGCGAUUUCUUCACUUACGCGGACAGAAAUCAACACUACUGGAGUGGUUACUAUACUUCGAGACCAUUUUAUAAAAACAUGGAUCGAGUUCUCAUGGCAUACGUCAGAGCGGCAGAAAUAAUAACAGCACAAGCCAGCUCAAGCCGGGCGGUCAAUUAUAUUAUGUCGCUUCAGCUGAGAGACCGCGUGGAGCAAGCAAGACGUGCACUUUCUCUAUUCCAGCACCACGACGGAGUCACGGGUACCUCGCGUGACGAAGUUAGGGAGGAUUAUGCUAAAAAAAUGUUAACAGCUAUAAAGUACAGUCAGUCGGCGAUCCAACAAGCCGCUUACUUCCUCCUCAAGCAGCCGCCCAUUCAAGAACAAACCCAAGAAGAUAUAUACUUCCACGUGGACGACAUCUGGCGGAAACACGAUGAAAUACCAUCGAGACUCACAAUAGCUUUGGAUAUCAUGUCGCCAUCGAGACGGCUGUUGUUUUAUAACGCAUUGGCAUUUAGGAGGCAUGAAGUUGUCACUGUUUUUGUGUCUUCGCCUCAUGUUGAGGUAUUCGACUCGGAAGGCAAUCCAAUAAUGGCGCAGAUUUCCCCUGUGGUAGCGGGAGAGAAGCGGCUCGGUUUCGCCACCAACAAGUUCCAGCUUUCUUUCCCUGUCACGGUUGAUCCCUUGGCUAUCACCGUUUACUCUGUUUCACUUAGGGAUGAAAUGAGCAUUAACAAAUACACGUCGUUCUCUCGAGUACGGAUCUACAACGCGGACUACUGGAACGUGGACUUGCCCAAAAUGUUCGUGAUAGACCAGCCCACCGAGCGUCUAACGGAAGACGUAACGAUGCGCGCCGGGGACAGUACGCGGGUGGUCGCCAACAUGAUCGGACUCAUCAAGGCUAUUGUCUCACCGGGUGGCGCUACGGUUCCCGUUCACAUGGACUUUGUGCAGUACGACAGCCAGCGUGCUUUAGACAAUAACAGUGGUGCAUAUCUGUUCAUACCGUCGGGCCCUGCGGAGGUGUUCAAGCCGGAUCAGUUCCCUGAGAUAGUGAUCACCGAAGGGCCAUACAAGGCUUCGCUUUACACCGCUCUCGUCAGCCCUAAAUCUGCCGAAAUUAUGCUCGCUGUAACUGUACACAACAACCCGUCGCUGCCGCAAAGCGAAGUAGAAAUCUCCAACACACUGCUAAUUGAUCCACAAGCUGACGAUCUAGAGCUAGCCAUGAGGUUCUCCACUGGCAUCAAGAAUGGUGACGUCUUCUACACAGACCUCAACGGAAUGCAAAUGAUAAAGCGACGAUACUUCGAUAAGAUCCCGCUGCAAGCCAACUUCUACCCGUUGCCAGGCGCCACCUACAUCGAGGAUGACAAGACUCGCUUCACGCUGUUGACAUCUACGCCACUUGGCAUGGCCGCCUUACAACCCGGACAAAUUGAGGUGAUGCAGGACAGGAGAUUGACCAGAGAUGACAACCGAGGCCUCAACCAGGGCGUAUUAGAUAAUGUGAGGACACGGCACACGUUCAAAGUGAUAGUUGAAAGUGCUGUACCCUGUCAGCGUGGUUCCCCCGAACGUGGCAGCGGGCAGCUGUCGCUGGGCGCGCAUGUAGCGCAGCAGAUGCUGCUGCAGCCGCUCGUGGCGCUGCACCACGCGGCCAGCGAGAGCUCGCCGCGCCCGACCUACUCGCGCUCGCUGCUCAACGCGCCAGAUGUCGUACUCGCCGCCUUCCACGGCCACGUAUCCGCUAAGGACAAAGACGGCAAAUUACUGCACGGAAUGGGCGUUACCUUGCAACGGGUUCACUUGGACAUGUGUUACGGCAACAAAACUAUCGCCACUUCGUACCCCGUAGGAGACGGUCAGAUUCGGAUAUCCGACUUGUUCGAAGUGGCACCGGAUCGUGUGUACGACACCUCCCUGACGUUCGUUAACGUACGGAACCCGGUACCGGACGGUAUUGUGACGCUUUGCCCCAUGGAAAUACGGUCCGUGUUUAUUAAUCAAACAUUGAAACACGGCUAA
Parnassius mnemosyne (clouded apollo) is the source of this 3486-nucleotide messenger RNA. Lineage: Eukaryota; Metazoa; Arthropoda; Insecta; Lepidoptera; Papilionidae. The record is from the annotation of a GenBank genome assembly.